UGUUUUGGUAGGAAUAUGUUAACUGAUAAAGACAUAUUUGCUGGAAACAGCAGGAGUCGGUGUUUAACGUAAACGUUAGCUCGUUAACCAUCUUAGCUAGCUUUCUCCCGUGGUUGGAACUCUUUUGUUGAAACUUACAGAAUCUUUAAUAAAUUAAUGGCAUAUAUAUAUUGAUGUAGUUUCUUUUAUUUGUUUGUGGGGGGAAAGUUCGUUUGUCAUACUCUUUUCUUUGUGGUAAUGCUCGAGAAUACGUCUCUGCUGCAAUGAAUAUGUAAAUGGCUGCGUCGCUACUCAGCAGUAAGUUAACAGCUAGAAAUUCGUUUAUUUCAGCUGUCUUAAUACAGACCAAUUAUACUACAUUUAAAGUACAUGUACGUGUGAACAAGUCUCAGUCCCUUUAAUUGAGUCAGAUAGCUGCUCCGGGGAAGGAGAUGAUGUAAGUAGGACUGGUAUGCAGAAGUCUGACAUCAGCAUCAAACUCUCCGAAAACUAAAGCUGUGUUUACUCUGACCAAAUAAGGAGGGAAAGAAGCCAAAGAAGUCUAACUGCAUCAUCAUUAAGAGUCAGCACCAUGGCUGGCUUCAGGCAGGAGGAUGUUGACCUGUAUUAUGAGAUGGGAGAGGAGCUGGGCAGCGGGCAGUUUGCCAUCGUCCGUAAGUGCAAGGAAAAGAGCACAGGCGUUGAGUAUGCAGCCAAGUUCAUCAAGAAGCGACGGCUGUCGUCCAGUCGACGGGGGGUGAGCCGCGAGGAGAUUGAGCGCGAGGUCAACAUCCUGCGGGAGAUCCAGCACAGCAACAUCAUCACCCUGCACGACAUCUUUGAAAACAAGACCGACGUAAUCCUGAUCCUGGAGCUGGUGUCUGGAGGAGAGCUGUUUGACUUCCUGGCUGAGAAGGAAUCUCUGACCGAGGAGGAGGCCACGCAAUUUCUCAAGCAGAUCCUGGAUGGUGUUCAGUACCUCCACUCCAAACGCAUCGCUCACUUUGACCUCAAGCCUGAGAAUAUCAUGCUGCUGGACAAGAAUGUGCCCAACCCCAGGAUCAAGCUAAUUGAUUUUGGGAUCGCUCAUCAGAUUAAAGCAGGAAAUGAGUUUAAGAAUAUCUUUGGGACUCCAGAGUUUGUUGCGCCAGAAAUAGUCAACUAUGAGCCGCUUGGCCUGGAGGCAGACAUGUGGAGCAUCGGAGUAAUCACAUACAUUCUGUUGAGUGGUGCAUCACCAUUUCUGGGUGAGACCAAACAGGAGACUCUGACCAACAUUUCAGCUGUUAACUACGACUUUGAUGAGGAGUAUUUUAGCAACACAAGCGAGCUGGCCAAAGACUUCAUUCGCCGUCUUUUGGUCAAGGAUCCCAAGAAGAGGAUGACAAUUGAUGACAGUCUUGAGCAUCCCUGGAUUAAGGUGAUCAAGAGGAGGAAUGUCCGGCAGGAGGACAGAGACCACAAGACUGAGCGCCGGCGCCUGAAGACCACUCGUCUGAAGGAGUACACCAUCAAGUCCCACUCCAGCAUGCCUCCCAACAACACCUACGUCAACUUUGAGCGCUUCUCCCAGGUGCUCGAGGAGAUAGCAGCGGCAGAGGAAGGCUUGAAGGAGCUGGAGCGCAAUCAGCGCUCAUGCCAGGAGGACGUGGCAGCUCUGCUGUCCAUAUACGAAGAGAAAGAAGGUUGGUACAAGGAGGAGAACCAGAGCAUCUCCGCUGACCUGAGCCAUAUCCGCCAAGACCUGCAGCGCACACAGUCCCAGCGCAAGAAGUGCCAGGAGGACGCCCGGGUCACCAUGCAGGCUGCCAACAUCCUCAAACGCAAAUUUGGUCGUUUGGAAAACCGCUACGAGGCUCUAGCUGAGCAGGUCGCCUCAGAGGUCCGCUGGGUGGAGGAGCUGGUCAAGUCCAUAUCUGCAGAGAAAGAUGGCCUCACCUCUGGCAGCAUGCCCUGAGCUGACCCAUCCAGCAGAGACAUUUCCAUUGUCAAGUAUCCUCCUGCUCAGCUUGUGCAGUAGAGUUUGAGGGGGUCAGUUUCAUUUUAAGCUGUGCUGCUGCUGCCCAUUGAAAAAAAAAAAUCCUCUAUUUUUACAGGCCAGGGAGAAAGGGCAAGAAGCAGAAAGGCAAUACGUUCCAGCCGUAGACUCAUUCCUGUGUUUUAUACAUUAAUUUAUAAUUUUAUCAGUUUUAUGUACUGUCAUUCAGUCGUUUUUACAAACUACAUUAGCUAGAAUAGAAAUUCAUUCAUUUAUUUUUCUUAGUUAUAAUUUUUUUUUAAAAAACGAGUCUUUAAGUUCUUAAGAUGUGAACAAAGUUUGUUCUUGUUUCUGCCUCAUUAUGUGAGAAAACAUCACAUCCUACACGUUUAGUGAGGCAUUCAGGGUAUUUAUUUAUGCAGUUGUGUGCAUUUUAAAUUAGACUUCAGUUGAAAUUUAAAUUCUUUCAUAUGUUGGGAAAGUUUGUCAACUGUGAGUGAUGCAAUAAAUGUAAACCUUCUGCACAGAAAACAUAACUUAGGGUAAUGCUUUGUUUUACAUGCCAUGCUAUUUCUUGGACAUUUAAUAGAAAGCCACAUUUAUAAGGGAUGUUAUGGGACUGCUAGCUUAGCUUUUGGAUGUCUGUAUAGAAGUUCUUUACGUUUACACACACAGAUACACUGUGUAGUGUUUUUUUUUCCCCCCCUUGGACAUUUCUUGGAAAAUUAGUUAUUCUAAAUCUACAGGCUUGUAAAAUAGAGCAUUACCAGAUAUAAGAAUGUAUUAAGUUGUCUUUGCAGUGCCUGAAAACUGAUCAACCUCAUUGCCUCUGUGAGCAUUCAUCUGCCAUCAAGCUAAUAACAGUUUAAUCACAUCAGUAAAAAUGCUCAAAGUCUUAAAAUGCAACAACAUUUGCACAGUUGCCUUCUAAACCCAAUAGUGCGCAUGGAAACUUCUUCUGUACUUAGAAUGUAACUUUGCAUUCAUCUCUGCACACUUGAGACAUUCCAUCAAUCUGUUUCACACCCAGCCAACACAUUCCCCGAGUAUAUCACAGAAAGCAUAUUGUGUAGUCGUUAGUAUUUUUCUGUAGAGAACUGUACUCAUUUGCACCUAAAUGAUUAAAGUAAUCUUCCAAAAUA
Messenger RNA from Melanotaenia boesemani (Boeseman's rainbowfish), 3099 nucleotides. It is a transcript of the gene dapk3, whose product is annotated as death-associated protein kinase 3. Gene Ontology annotation, biological process: positive regulation of apoptotic process; protein phosphorylation; intracellular signal transduction. The transcript has 9 exons. The record is from RefSeq and is a predicted model, not a curated record. The coding region runs from base 572 to 1936 and encodes 454 amino acids. Gene Ontology annotation, molecular function: ATP binding; protein serine/threonine kinase activity. Gene Ontology annotation, cellular component: cytoplasm; nucleus. NCBI's taxonomy places the organism in Eukaryota, Metazoa, Chordata, Actinopteri, Atheriniformes, Melanotaeniidae.